UCAGCUCCAUCCACAGUGAUCCCACUACAAUCCUACAUCCAUCGGAUCCGUCCAGAGUGAUCCCACUACAAUCCUACAUCCAUCGGAUCCGUCCAGAGUGACCCCAGCAGGAUCCCAGCUCCAUUGGCACCAUCCAGAAUUGACCCCACCACGAUCCUACAUCCAUCGGAUCCGUCCAGAGUGAUCCCAGCAGGACACCAACUCCAUUGGCUCCAUCCAGAGUGAUCCCACCACGAUCCUACAUCCAUCAGCUCCAUCCACAGUGAUCCCACUACAAUCCUACAUCCAUCAGAUCCGUCCAGAGUGAUCCCAGCAGGACCCCAACUCCAUAGGCUCCAUCCAGAAUUGACCCCACCACGAUCCUACAUCCAUCGGAUCCGUCCAGAGUGAUCCCAGCAGGAUCCCAGCUCCAUCGACUCCAUCCAGACUGACCCCACCCCAAUCCUACAUCCAUCAGCUCCAUCCAGACUGGUCCCAGCAGGAUCCCAACUCCAUUGUUGAGUGAUCCCACCACGAUCCUACAUCCAUUGGCUCCAUUGAGACUGAUCCCACCACAAUCCUACAUCCAUCGGAUCCGUCCAGAGCGAUCCUAGCAGGACCCCAUCUCCAUCAACUCCAUCCAGAGUGAUCCCAUCACGAUCCUACAUCCAUCAGCUCCAUCCAGAGUGAUCCCACCACGAUCCUACAUCCAUCAGCUCCAUCCAGAGUGAUCCCAACAGGACCCCAUCUCCAUCAACUCCGUCCAGAAUUGAUCCCACUACGAUCCUACAUCCAUCAGAUCCAUCCAGAGCGAUCCCAGCAGGACCCCAUUCCAUCAACUCCAUCCAGAGUGAUCCCACCACGAUCCUACAUCCAUCGUCUCCAUCAGUUUGGGAUCCCACCACGAUCCCAUCUCCAUCAGCUCCUCCCAGCUGUGAUCCCACCACGAUCCCAUACCCUACAUCGCCUUCUGGAAGUGAUCCAGACUCCAUCCUAUAUCCAACAGAACGUUCCAGAAAGUGACCUCAACAGUAUGUCCAUCGGAUCCUUCAAGAAGUGACCUACCAGGAUCCCUUCUCCAUCCACCCUUUCCAGAUGUGACCCCACCGGGACCCCAUCUCCAUCAUCUCCUUCCUGAAGUGAUCCCACCACGACCCUUUAUCCAUCUUUUCUUCCGGAAGUUAUCCACCAGGACCCCAUAUCCACCACCUCCUUCCCAAAAGUGACCCACCAGGAUCCCAUCUCCAUCAGCUCUUUCCGUCUGUGACCCCACUACGACCCCAUAUCCAUUGUCUCCUUCCAGAAGUGACCCCCACCAGGACCCUACAACCACUCCUCUUCCCCAGAGGGACCCACCAGGGCCUCAUCUCCAUCGUCUCCUUCUAGAAGUGAUCCACAACAACCCCAUAUCCAUCUUUUCUUCUGGCAGUGAUCCACCAGGACCCCGUAUCCACCACAUCCUUCCAUCUGUGACACCACCAGGACCUCAAACCCACCACAUCCUUCAAGAAGUGACGCAUCAGGACCCCAUAUCCACCACAUCCUUCCAGAAGUGACCCCACCAGGACCCCAUAUCCACCUCAUCCUUCAAGAAGUGACCCCACCAGGACCUCAAACCCACCUCAUCCUUCAAGAAGUGACCUACCAGGACCCCAUAUCCACCUCAUCAUUCCAGAAGUGACCCAUCAGGACCCUAUAUCCACCACAUCCUUCCAGAAGUGACCCAUCAGGACCCCAUAUCCACCACAUCCUUCCAGAAGUGACCUACCAGGACCCCAUAUCCACCACAUCCUUCAAGAAGUGACCCAUCGGGACCCCGUAUCCACCACAUCCUUCAAGAAGUGACCCCACCAGGACCCCAUAUCCACCACAUCCUUCAAGAAGUGACCCAUCAGGACCCCAUAUCCACCACAUCCUUCCAGAAGUGACCCAUCAGGACCCCAUAUCCACCACAUCCUUCAAGAAGUGACCCAUCAGGACCCCGUAUCCGGCAGUUCCUUCCAUCACUGACCCCACCAAGACCCCACACCCACCUUUCUCUUCCCCAAAACGACCCCUCCCAGCUGUGCCCAUGGAGGUUUGGAGGCAGUGUGCCCAUUGGUUGGUGGCAGCACGGGUUCUCCCGGCGGGUCACCGUGCCAGCAGCCCCACGGGACAAGUUUGGGACCUGGCACAGGCGUUGAGGGAUGGGGUUCUCCUCUGUCACCUCCUCAACGCCCUCCUGCCCAACGCCGUGCCCCCCCGGGACAUCUGUCCCCGUCCCCAAAUGUCACAGUUCCUGUGCCUGAGAAACAUCCGCACUUUCCUGACCGCCUGCGCCGACAAAUUCGGGCUCCCCAAACAUCGCCUCUUCGGGGCCUUCGACCUCUUCGACGUUCAGGAUUUUGGGAAGGUGAUUGACACCUUGUCCACGCUGUCCUGGACACCCAUCGCACAGAGCAAAGGCUUCACACCCUUCCCCACUGAGGAGUGCGAUGGGGACGACGAAAUCUACAGCGGUCUGUCGGACCUCAUCGAUGACACGGUGGAGGAUGAUGAUGAACUCUACGACUGCGUCGAGGCCGAAGGGGACGACGGGGACGACAUCUAUGAGGACCUGAUGAGGGUGGAGGUCCCCCCGUCCGCUAGGGUGGAGGUGGACCGGAGGCACUGCUGCCUCCAGGAGUUGAGGCAGACGGAGGAAAAAUACACGGAGACCCUCGAGUCCAUCUGCACGGUGGGGGAUUUGGGGCUCUCAUCCGGAACCGACAUCCGCAUGAAGCUGCAGGAAUGCUCCCAGAGAGCCAACAACGGGCGCUUCUCCCUGCGGGAUCUCCUGAUGGUGCCGAUGCAGCGGGUGCUGAAGUAUCACCUCCUGCUGCAGGAGCUGGUGAAGCUGACGCCGGAUCCAUCAGAGAGGGAGAGGCUGCGGGCGGCGCUGGAUGCCAUGAGGGUGGGGGGUCGUGGGGGGGGUCCUGGGCAAAGGCAAAGAAGGGGGCCCCAGUCCUUGGCUCAGUUCGGGCGCCCCAAAAUCGAUGGGGAGCUGAAGGUGUGCAGCAGUGAGAGGCGCUCCAAGGCGGACAGGUACGGGUUCCUCCUGGACAAGGCUCUGAUCAUCUGCAAGCGCCGUGGGGACGCUUACGAGGCCAAGGAUGUCGUGGAUCUACAGAGCCACCAACUGAGGGACAGUGGCCUCGGGCCCAGGGAUGGCAAGAAGCCACCACAGCCCCAGUCCUUGGCUCAGUUCGGGCGCCCCAAAAUCGAUGGGGAGCUGAAGGUGUGCAGCAGCGAGAGGCGCUCCAAGGCGGACAGGUACGGGUUCCUCCUGGACAAGGCUCUGAUCAUCUGCAAGCGCCGUGGGGACGCUUACGAGGCCAAGGAUGUCGUGGAUCUACAGAGCCACCAACUGAGGGACAGUGGCCUCGGGCCCAGGGAUGGCAAGAAGUGGUCCCACACCUUCCUGCUCAUCAACACGGCCGGGCUGCAGGGCUACGAACUCUUCUUCAAGACACGUGAGCUGAAGAAGAAGUGGCUGGAACAGUUCGAGAUGGCCCUCUCCAACAUCUUCCCGGAGCACGCCCUGGCGGAUGGACACGACUUCCAGAUGUUCUCCUUUGAGGACACCACAUCCUGUAGGGCCUGCCAGAUGCUGCUGAGAGGAACGUUCUACCAGGGCUAUCGCUGCAACCGGUGCCGGGCUCCCGCACACAAGGAGUGUUUGGGGAGGAUGGGGACCUGCGGAGCUGAUCCGAGCUCUGGCAACAGGAAGAUGAAAUCCCAGCGCCCGGGACACGAGAACAAGACUGCAGACCUGGGGUUGCCCAAGAUGGAGGCGAGCCAGCACUACAGCGGGGUGCCCCCACCCCCAGGAAAUGUGGGUCCUGCCCUACGUCUCAGCCCUGGGGACGUCGUGGAGGCAAUGGUGGCGGAGGUGGAGCAGCUGUGGUGGCAGGGCAGGAACGUGGUCAAUGGUGAGACGGGCUGGUUCCCCUGUGCUGCUGUCAGACCCUUCAUCUGUGCACCGCUGCCGGAUCUCUCUGUCUACCUCUGGUACGCCGGCCCUAUGGAAAGGGGGGAAGCGGAACAGAUCCUGACACCCCGUUCUGAUGGCACGUUCCUGGUGCGGCAGAGGGUGAAGGACACGGGAGAAUUUGCUAUCAGCAUCAACCCUACCCCCAACCCCACAGGGGCCGUGAGAAGUUUUGGGUCGGCCAAAGCCCGCUAUGAUUUCUGCGCCCGCGACCGGACGGAGCUGACGCUGCGGGAAGGGGACAUCAUCCGCGUCCUCAGCAAGAAGGGGCAUCCAGGAUGGUGGAAAGGGGAGAUCUACGGGCGGGUCGGAUGGUUCCCCGCAAACUACGUGGAAGAGGAUUACUCGGAGUAUUGCUGACCGCAGGACCCCUAAAUGUCCCCACCCCAUAUCCCCAACCCCACACCUUCUGCACCCCCCCCUUUGAGGUCAUUGCAUCACUCCCCUCCCCUUUAAUUAAUUUAUGCCUCCUCCUGCCUACAAGGGAGCAAUAAAAAGGGUGAGGACGAGG
This is a messenger RNA of Phasianus colchicus (ring-necked pheasant), 4499 nucleotides long. Lineage: Eukaryota; Metazoa; Chordata; Aves; Galliformes; Phasianidae. The record is from RefSeq and is a predicted model, not a curated record.